Messenger RNA from Protopolystoma xenopodis, 924 nucleotides. NCBI's taxonomy places the organism in Eukaryota, Metazoa, Platyhelminthes, Monogenea, Polystomatidea, Polystomatidae. The record is from the annotation of a GenBank genome assembly.
AUGGGCAUACUUUUUGCGAAGGUGGGCUCACCGAAGUUGACCGGCAUCAAGACGCCGACUGGCCAACUAUGUGACUCUGGCGGACAGUUCUGGUGCCUGGCUGGCGAGGUUGUGCCAUCGCCUCGCCCAUUGGCCGGUCGCGGCGGACUCUGGCCUCAACCCGUCCGUUGCUGCCUGCGUCUGUCCUCCGACUGGUCUCGUCUGCAUGCACCAGGGUGCUGGGCACAGUGGCAGGACGCGUCAUACCGCUUCUCGCGCCAGCACCGACGCACAACACCGAGUCUGCCGGUGUGCCACCAGUCGACGAAUCCUCCGCUCCACAGUCCGAGUCCCCACCUCGCCGCGCUGACCGCCCCGGCGCUGGCCAUUCGCCAUUCGCCAUUCGCCAUUCGCCAUUCGCCAUUCGCCAUUCGCCGCUCGUCCCUCGUCACACUCCCCUCCAGCCGCAUGCUUCGGCGUCCGUCUCGCCGCGCUCGCCGUCUCGCCGUCGCCAUGGACGGCGGUCGUGAGGGCUUCGGACCCGGUCUCGGUCUCGGCCUCGGAUUGGUCGGGCUGCUGCUGCUCGUCGCCGGGCCUGCCGGGGCGCAGGGCCAGCGCACUCUGCUCGUGUACGAGGGCCAGAACGUGCGGUUCGUCUGCAACGCCAGCCGCCUGAAUGCCGGACUGCCGGGCGGGCGGGACGUGAACUACCAGUGGGAGUUCAACGACGACCUGAUCAUCGCGACCGGCGAGCACUUCGCCAUCCGCAACAUCCGCAAAGCCGACGAGGGCCAGUACAAAUGCAAAGUGACCGCCUUCCUCGACGGCCGCGUCGUCGCCGGCGAAGAGUCGACGGUGGUGAGUGUGCGAAAAAGUGAGUCUGCCCCCUUGUUGGCUCCGCGGCCAACAAUCCCGUCGACCUACAACAACCACAAGUUGCCAUAG